GGAUUGUUGUUGUCAUCAAGAUGGAGUUCUUGUUGGGGAACCCGUACAGCACUCCCGUUGGCCAGUGCAUUGAAAAGGCCACAGACGGCUCACUGCAGAAUGAGGACUGGAUGCUCAACAUGGAGAUCUGUGAUAUCAUUAAUGAGACCGAGGAAGGGCCCAAAGAUGCCAUGCGCGCGGUGAAGAAGAGACUUAACGGCAACAGGAACUUCCGGGAAGUGAUGUUGGCUCUGACUGUGUUGGAAACUUGUGUGAAAAACUGCGGCCACCGUUUUCACGUCCUUGUGGCUAACAGAGACUUCAUCGAAGGGGUCAUGGUGAAGAUCAUCACUCCUAAGAACAACCCCCCUGCCAUAAUACAGGACAAAGUGCUGUCACUGAUUCAGGCUUGGGCAGAUGCUUUCAGGAGUAGCCCAGACCUCACUGGAGUUGUACAUAUUUAUGAGGAGCUGAAGAGGAAAGGAAUUGAGUUUCCCAUGGCAGAUCUGGACGCUCUGUCACCAAUCCACACACCUCAACGGGGUGUACUAGAGGUGGAUCCAGGCACACACAAGUACAGUGUGCCCUCCCAGCCCAAGACAGAAUCUCAGACGGCCCCUAAACCUGUCGCUACUCUGACCCAAAACUUCGAGCCCACCCAGAUCCCAACUGUAUCGGGUCCCAUUACAGCAAACCCAGAGCAGAUCGCAAGGUUGAGAAGUGAGCUUGACAUUGUGCGUGGGAACAGUAAAGUGAUGUCAGAGAUGCUGACAGAGAUGGUGCCGGGCCAAGAGGACACUUCUGAUCUUGAACUACUCCAGGAGCUGAACCGGACUUGUCGAGUCAUGCAGCGCAGGGUAGUGGAGCUCAUCUCUCGCGUUGCAAACGAGGAGAUCACCGAAGAGCUGCUGCAUGUCAACGAUGAUUUAAACAACAUCUUCCUGCGCUACGAGAGGUACGAGAGAUACAGAGUUGGCAGAUCUGCACAGAACAACAGGGUCCUGAAUGAGGCAUCAGAGGGGGAUAACCUGAUAGAUCUGGGUCCUGGUUCUUCAGCAGUGGUCACUCCUCGGGUCAGCUCUACACCCACUCAUACACCUGCAUCCACCAUGCAGCCUUCUGCUGCUGCUGCUGAUGUUGCAAGUACUGUCUUCCUCUCCACACAGCUGGCAGGACUUGAUGUAGGUGCAGACAGCGUUAGCGGCACUCUCAGCUCUCUCUCCGCUCACAACCCUCAGGAUGACUUUGACAUGUUCGCCAACACCAGGUCCAGCUCUCUGGCUGACCAACGAAAAAAUGUUAAAUAUGAGGACCCUCAGGCUCUGGUUGGCCUGGCAUCUGCUUUAGACAUCAGACAGCAGAACGCCACUGGGCUGAGUGUAAAAGAUCCUAACGCAGAGCUGGAGCCCAUAGACAGCUGGCUCAUUACCCAAGGAAUGAUCCCUGUAUCCCAGUCCUCUGUCAUGGAUGACAUUGAGGAGUGGCUCUGUGCUGAUGUGAAAGGUGAAGAGGCUGAAGAAGGAGUAACAAGUGAAGAGUUUGACAAGUUCUUAGAGGAGCGGGCCAAAGCCGCAGACAAGGCCUUACCGCUGGCUCCCAGUGGAGAACCCAGACCUCCCAUGAGUGCACCUAGCAGCAGCCGCAAGAAGGCGGAACGGACAGAAGACAAUCUCUUUGCUUUGUAGAACAUUGAAUGGAGAGAUACUCUUCGCUGUUGGAUGAGCUUCACCACAGUGUCCGCAACCCUAUUCCCUCCAGCUUCACCUUCCAAACACUUGCUGUUCUAGCCUGUUCUGAUGUUAUACAGCAACAAGACCCCCAUCUAAUAUCCCCCAUCCCCUACUGGAGCACAGCUAAUAGAGCACUGUAAAAUCAGGCUACCACUUGAUUACGACUAUUACCGUAACCUUCAAGGAGUGGGACGGGAUAGUGGAGCAUUGACGUCAAAGAAUAUGUAGCCAAAAAUAAUUACGAGGUUGAGAUUGGUCAUUGCGUGAUGCGUUAAGCUAAUUUGUUUAAUUCCUGCCCAAUAUCAGAUGCUCAGUCGAAUAGCGCUGUUUUGUUUUGCAUUUAUUGCAUUUAUUAACUAACUAAUGGUCUUAAAAUUUGCCAUUCAAUGAGAUGAACUCUUUGCUAUUGUUAGCUAAAUCCUGUGGGCUCAUUUUUUUUGUAGCGGUCAGGUGAGGUGGUGAAUCAAAUAUGGAUUUUGACUCAACCUGUCCUGGUGGUAAACAGAGCAUAGGAAAUCAUGAGAUCCUAAUCAAGUAUAGGAGCACAGAGACAGCUGUGCCAAGCACAAGAGAAAAUCAAAAAGACAAGUCUGCACACGGUCUGCUGCUCGUGAUUGGCUGUCUCAUACAUGAUUACGAGGGUCUGAUGAAUGAAAAUAGCUGCAUUCAUGUAAUCAUCAUGUGCAAAAGACCAAAGACAGUUUCGAGUAAACUUGUUUUCAAUGGACAACGUUUUACUAAAGAAUUUGUUCACUUUUUCCAAAGAUUUGAGGUUAUGUCACUGUAAAUGCAAGGGUAUUCCUCGUUUUUCCGCGUACCGGUACGUCUCGCGCACGGUUGAGCACUCAGUCUUUCAUAGUGUACUCGGUCGAUUGAGAUGCAUACGCACUAUGUCUUUUAGCAGAUUCAACGGCAAUUUUAAAAUUACAGUAGGGCAAUAUACCAGUUGCAGUGUUGCCAGAUCUCACAAGAAAAUAAAGUGACCUGAUCUGGAAAAACAAGCUCAAAAUUAGUGACUUUCCUCACCCAAAAUAAGUGAAAAUCAUUUAUCAAAUGUUUUUACCAUUUGAGUGCAUUAUUAGCAUAGAAAUCAUAACAAGCAUAGAAUACAGUAGCCUAUAUAAAAUAACAUCUUUUCAAUAAAUGUAUUCUUAAUAUAAAAAUAUCCCUAAAAGUUUAAAUAUCUCUCUCCUACAUGCACAGGCACAUUUGGACUAAACAUCACCUUGUACCCACAGAGAGCGCAUACCUAGACCAUGUUCUUCUGUAGCUAAAAAAGCCCUGAAUCAACUUUAUUCUGAUUUAAUAACCAACAUUUGGGUAAAACAGAAGGGAGCACACACUCAUUGCUUUUCACUUUUUAGCUUUAAUAAGCCAUAUGAAACUGAACAUUAUCGGAAAAAUAAGGCUUCAAAAAAAUGAAAUACAGAUAAUUACAUUUUAAUUACAGAUCUUCUCAGUCAAAACCUAUCAGCAUCAAAUCUGUAUAAAUGCAUCUUAUAUCUAUCUACAUCCACAUCGUUACAUCAGGCAAAGAAAUGUGUGACGGAGCAGUUUCCUUCAGAUCAAAGCACAUGCACGUGUUCUACUAAAAAGAGAGAAGCCUAAUUUUUUCAGGCAACAGGAAGUGGUGUAAUUCCGAAAAUUUACUGUAAUAAACCCUUUGGUCUUUGGAUUCAUGAAAAACAUUAUCGGAACAAAAUUAACCGGUUAUCAGCGUUUAAAAAUAAUGUUUUCACUCCAGAACAAUUAAAAUGGACUUUGUUCCUGUUUUCGGUUACAUUCUGCAAAAAAUGUAGUUCUUUUUUUUGGCUUUCGUUUUCACUCCUUCAGUCCCUGAUUUCCAGUAUCCUGCGUUCAGAUCCUUAUGAAUGGGAGUGAAUGGAGCGCAAAGUGUUGUGUGACCACACCUUUACGUGCACUGUGCGCGAGACGUACCGGCACGCGGAAAUCCAAAGUAUACUUUGGACUUUCGUUAAUUAAGACUUUCGUUGGAGCUUGUGUCUCCGGUCUCCCUUGUUUGGAUGUGUAUGAAUGGGAGUGAAUGGAGCACAAUGUGUAAUGUGCCUGAAAAUGAAUGUGCACUGUGCGCGAGACAUACCGACAUGCACUGUGGACUUUUGUUGAUUAGGACUUUCGUUGAAGCUUAUGUUUCCGGUCUUCUGCAGUUGGAUGCAUAUGAAUAGCAGUUAAUGAAGCGCAAAGUGUAGUGAGCGUGUAAGUGUACACACACUUUGCGUGAGAUGUUCUGGCACGCGGAAAACCAAAGUAUACUUUUUUCAGUUUCAUUGAUUCUAAAAUGCAAGACAUUUGUUUAGAAAAAAAAAAUGAAAUCUGCAGUGGUAAAGCGACCGGAAAUUGUUUGUAUUAUGCAAAUGAUAAGUGAUGCAUUAUGCUAAUCGUAUUUGCAAAUGACCAGCCACGGCGACUACCAGUUGGAGUGUAGACGGUGGAGAUUACGUAAUCCAUGACCUUAAACAUUCGGAUACUACAGUCAAGUAGGAAUGCCUACAAACAACCAUCAGCGACUUGGCGACCUCCAGCGAUUUCAUCGCUGUCGGUGUGAACGCACCUUUGGGAAGAAAAUGAUGUCAGAUUCCUCUGUUAUCUUGCCUGGUUGCAACGAUCGAUUUUAGUAAGUUAAGGGUGAAAUUUGCUAAAGCACAUUUAGCAAUGAAAGAUAGUAAAGAGUUUUUUUUUUUUUUUUUUUGCUAUGCUAGACCUAAUGAAGAGUUAUGUUAGCCUAAUUGCAUUUGUAUAAUAUGUAUCCAUAAGUAUGCAUAAAUUAGAAAAAUGUGUAUGAUACUUAAGGGUAAUGUUAAUAUAAAUGUCUAAUUGGGUCCCUCCUUUUUUGUUAUUUGUCAUGUAAGAUUAUAUUCCAUGUGGUUUCAUGGCUUUGCGGAAUUUCUCUUCGGUUUCAUUCCAGUCGGUGUACUUUUGAUUUAAUCAUGCUAAAUGUUGCACUGCUAUCGCCCCAACAACAUGAGCUUAAUGUUUCGGGAAGAUGUUCACUUCAGUCUUAUAUGUAUUACACUCAAAGACCUCAAAAUGUUUAAAUCUUAAGGAUAAGGAUGGGAAGGGCUUUUGUUAAUCUUUGUCACCAGCCAAAUCUAACCUUUUUCAGUCUUGUGAUUUCCCCAUAAAUCAGUGAAAGCAGCUGUUAAAUUGUAAGUCAGGAGUUUAUGCUUUAGGCUUUACUUGAAUAUGAGGCUGCAAGUCAAAGUGAACUUAAACAUCUUCAGAGCAUUAGAUCUUAAUCAAUGAGGGCUCGUCGGGUUUCUUAACCAAGGCCCUUUAAAGAUAUCUAUGAAUAGCAUUCGUUAUGCCAUAAUGUAAUAAUUAAUAGAUUAACUUAGAUCUGCAGAGUCAAAUAUAUCUAUUUUUGUUUUCAGCCUUUUGCUAAUUACUUGUAAGAAGGAAAGUGUGAUACCAAUUAGUAAUACAUUGCUUGUCCUAAAAAGAGCUCUGCUUUCAUCUGGUGGCAAUCAUUAUUUGGAUUAACUGAUUAAAUGAAUGUUGCCAUGUGGCAUUUAGAAUCUUAACUAUUCUGAUUAUUUAUCUAAUAAUGUCUAUGAUGUCUUUUAGGAUUAUGAAGUGAAAUAAAAUGACAUAUUUGUCAGAUUUGUUGUUUAAUCCAAA
This is a messenger RNA of Myxocyprinus asiaticus (Chinese sucker), 5348 nucleotides long. RefSeq names its product TOM1-like protein 2. The coding region runs from base 21 to 1664 and encodes 547 amino acids. Gene Ontology annotation, molecular function: phosphatidylinositol binding; ubiquitin binding; clathrin binding. Gene Ontology annotation, cellular component: membrane; endosome. The transcript is spliced from 16 exons. Gene Ontology annotation, biological process: signal transduction. Lineage: Eukaryota; Metazoa; Chordata; Actinopteri; Cypriniformes; Catostomidae. The record is from RefSeq and is a predicted model, not a curated record.